AUGGAUGCCUUGACGAGAAUCUUGAUAGACAAGAAGGAGGAAGAGUGUAGAAAAAAUGUAUAUUUCGAUCGUUUUUCGAAUUCUCUUCGAGAAUGAACUGUUCCAGAACAGCUGGUCUUACUGAUAGGCAGAACAAGAACAUGGUUGAGCUCUUUUUAUUUAUUGCAAGACCAGGUUGACGGCUCACAUGUAUGA
Haemonchus placei is the source of this 195-nucleotide messenger RNA. NCBI's taxonomy places the organism in Eukaryota, Metazoa, Nematoda, Chromadorea, Rhabditida, Trichostrongylidae. The record is from the annotation of a GenBank genome assembly.